UUUAAUUGUGAAAGAGUGUGUUGACUACUCUCGUGAAAUGAAAUCCGCACAAAGGUUUUGUUGAAGCGCUGUCAUAUAAUAUCGAAGAAAGAAUGAUAACGCAGGUCCUAUCACGAGCAUUUUACAUUCAGUGUCUGUGCUAUUAAUUCAUAAGUUAAAUGCUCAUUUGUCACCGUUGUGAUCUUCACGACGGUUUUAUUAAACACACGCCAUGGCUGAGCAUUACCGCAAAGCUCAACACAGAGAGCAACAUCAUCCUGAAACUGUUUAUAAACGAUCCAGAGAUCUCAGUGUCGAUAAUAACACAGAUAAGCGACACAGAUCUUCAGCUGAAGAUCGUCACAGAUGUGCUUUGACUCUGUCCACACACAGGCAGCAGUAUGAGAGGAAUUUCCCAGUAUAUAAACAGCCCGUGGAGGUGGGCGGCUUCUCUCUGGACUCUCACAGAAACUUCUUCAAUGAUUACAGACAGAUGAGAUAUUAUGUUCAGCCCAGAAAAAGCCCAAAUUUCAAUUUAAGAGACGGAUACAACGACCGUUUCGUUAAAAGAGAUGAUGGAGUGAAAGAGAAGCUUGAUCACCUGCUGAAGUGGAUCUUGGCAAACAAAGAUCAAAUCCAAAGCAGAAACCAAACCUCCUCGUCCAGCUGUGUUUUAGGUGUGGAUUUCGUGACAUGGAGAGGACACUUAACCAAACUCUUGACCACUCCGUACGAGACUCAAGAGGGAUGGCUGCUGGCCGCAUCCAGGUUUAAAGAUACCAUCUACAUCAGUGAGGUGGAAACGGAGACGGCGAGGAUAAACCGAGAGCAGCGGUCAGAGCGACAUGAGGAAAUGAUGUACUGGGGAUAUAAGUUUGAGCAGUACAUAUGCGCAGAUGAUGUGGACGGGACUCCAGAUCCAGGAGGAGUCGUGAACACAAACGAAGCGUUUUGUACGGUGGUGCAGACUCGUCUAGCCGAACACAAGCUGCUCUUCUCUGGAGAAGUGGACUGUCGGGUUAAAGACCCCGAAGCUCCGCCCGCUCCGUCCUGUUACGUGGAGCUCAAGACCUCAGCGGAGAUCUGCACCCCGAAACAGCGCAGCAACUUCCACAGAUACAAGUUGCUGAAAUGGUGGGCACAGUCAUUUCUUCCUGGAGUGCCACAGAUAGUCGCUGGAUUUCGGGAUCAUGAAGGGGUGGUGGUGUCUGUGGAGACGUUUCAAACUUCUAAAAUAUCACAACUGAUCAAGAAUGAGUUUAACUGCUGGAAGCCCACAGUCUGUAUGAAUUUCUGCAGCGAUUUCUUGUCCUUUGUCAAAUCAGUUGUUAAAGAAGACGACCCGAGGUUGGUGUAUCUGUUUGCAUGGGAUCCACACAGAGACGUAACCUACACGGUUCACAGAGACUCACAGUUUAACAUCUUACCAGAGUGGUAUGUGGAGGAAAUUAAAUGAUGGGUCGCUCAUCUAAACAUUGACAUACUGAGGACUUCAAACACAAAUUAUAUCCAAUACACACUUACAGAUGUACAGAAAGUUUGUGCUUUCUUCUGAAUGGUUUAAUCCAACAUGAACUCGAGCUUGAGAUUGCGGCAUGGUUUCGUGUUUCUGUAAGUGUUUUGGCUUUGCUGCUUCAAGUAUGUUUUUACCAAGAAGUAACUUUAAGUCUUAAAAAUGUGCAUUGACAACAUAAAGACAUAUAUCAUUUUUUAUAACUUUAGCAAGAAUAAUAUAUAACUGUAAUCUUGUACAAAGCUAUCAGAAACAUUUGCAGCGUGAAUUUGAAUGUAAAUGGUUUGUAAACUGCAAAAAAUGAUUUUCAAAAAAAAAAUUCUUAGUAUUUUUGUCUUGUUUUCAGUAAAAAUAUCUAAAAAUUCUUAAAUUAAGAUGCUUUUUCUUGAUGAGCAAAACGACCCAAGAAAAUAAGUCUAGUUUUUAGACCAAAAAUAUCACAUUUAAGUGAAUUUGUGUAUAAAACAAGCAAAAAAAAUCUGCAAAUGGGGUAAGCUAAUUUUUCUUGAUUUUUUCUUGAAUUUAGUGUUUAAGAAAAAUGUUAAUAAAAAGAUUUUUUGCUUACCCCAUUGGCAGAUUUUUUUGCUUGUUUUAUGCACAAAAUCACUAGACUUAUUUUUUGCUCAUCAAGAAAAAGCAUCUUAAUUUAAGAAUUUUUAGAUAUUUUUACUGAAAACAAGACAAAAAUACUAAGAAUUUUUUCUUGAACAUCAUUUUUUGCAGUGUAAAAUUAUUCUGGCACAAAGAUAUUUUUUUUAAAUUUGAUUUACACCAAAAAACAAUGUAUUCUUGUUUUGUGCUUUGGCUAAAAGACAACAUAUCAUCCCAAAGAAGGACUUUCAACUAGAUUUCCCAAAUUACCUUUUAUUAGCAUUAUUGCAUCUCAUUUAAACAUGCUGAAAAAGUACAAUCAUAAAAUAACACAAGUUAUACAAAUUAAAAUACAAAACGUGCUAUAAAUUAAAGAAACCUAAUGCACAAAGUAUUACAGUAUGUAAACCGUUUUACUUUUUAAGAUUCUGUAAAUAGUUUUAUGAUACAAAGCAUGUGAGACUUCAGUAACUAAUAUAAGAAACAGCAGAUUUAAGGCAAGCAUGGUAAGUAAAUACUCUUGGAUUUUAUUUCUGAGCCCUGUUGUUUUUAAAAUGCCUCUCAUGUAUGCUAAAUAACAAUGCUUUUGUACAAAUGUAAUUAAACAAAUAAAUCAAAUGUAUAGAAACUGUAAA
This is a messenger RNA of Misgurnus anguillicaudatus (oriental weatherfish), 2718 nucleotides long. It is a transcript of the gene dxo, whose product is annotated as decapping exoribonuclease. Gene Ontology annotation, biological process: nuclear-transcribed mRNA catabolic process; NAD-cap decapping. The record is from RefSeq and is a predicted model, not a curated record. Gene Ontology annotation, molecular function: mRNA 5'-diphosphatase activity. Gene Ontology annotation, cellular component: nucleus; cytosol. NCBI's taxonomy places the organism in Eukaryota, Metazoa, Chordata, Actinopteri, Cypriniformes, Cobitidae.